GAAGGAGCGUGAUGGGUAGCUAGUCAGGAGAAAAGAGUAAAGAACAUCGGCCUUUGUCCGCUAUUUAGCGUUUGUUUUAAACACCACCACUUUUUCACCAUUUUACGGCGACUUGCGCGAGUUUGGCGAUCGUUUGAUUUGAGUUUUGCUGACCAGAUCAAUCGCGAGUGUCUCAAAGUUUAAUGGAGGCGGAAAUUUAGUCGAAAAUUGCAACUGCGAAGAAAAAGUCGCAAAAGGAAGUAAAAGGUCUUUUUCAUCACGGCUAGCAGAUUGUGAAGAAAAAGUGGAAGCGCUCACGUAAAGGAAAAGUUGGCUCGUGUGAGAGUAUUGGUGUCAGCGGUCUCUCUCGUUCCAACGUAUCGCUUUAUUGUGCUAGUGUUUGUGGCAUACAGCCGUUAGUUCGAUUGUGUUAGGUUUGAUUGAAACGGAUCGGUGAUUCCCUACUCAUGAAUCGGAUGCAGUCAUUUUGAAUCCCGAAGAUCACGCACUUGCUCGAUUUCACCAGUAAAAAGGAAGACAGCUGACUUUGGUAUUCUUCGCAAAUAUCAAAACACCGCAGUAGGGAUAUUUUUGGUUGGUGAAUCUGUGGCAGUCUGUCUACAAAGUUUUCGGGAUCACUCAGUGCGUCAAUAGAGGCCUUUCCGUUUCACAUUUGUAGUUGUGUGCUCUCCCAAAGGGAAAAGUACCAAGUGCAUACAGAGGUGAAGUAUACAUACAAGCGAGAAAAAAGAAGCAACAAGCAAACGACAAUGGUGGAAAGGAUUCUGGAAGAAACAUCUGAUGCAAAUAUAGAUUCGCGAAAUAGCGAGAUUGCCCGUUAUAGCAGCGAAGAGAUAUCGGGAAACGAGUCGAACGAGACACGACUGAUGACUGAAGCGGAGCGCCAGGCCGAUUUUAAUCGCCAUAAGGAAGAGAUGAAAUGCAAGCGACGCAGGAAGAAACGAGCAAGUUCUUCGAUGCAAUCGUCAUGCUUCCAAGAUUUGUACAAAUUAACUGGAGAAGUACUCGGUGAAGGUGCGUAUGCUUCAGUGCAAACGUGCAUAAACAUCUACACGGAGCUAGAGUAUGCGGUUAAAAUUAUUGACAAGAUUCCAGGGCACGCGCGAGCUCGUGUUUUUCGCGAAGUAGAAACCUUCCACCAUUGCCAAGGCCACCCAAAUAUCUUGCAGUUAUUGGAAUUUUUUGAAGACGAGGAAAAAUUUUACUUAGUAUUUGAAAAGAUAAAUGGCGGUCCUUUACUGACUCGAAUUCAGGAAAACGUGUGUUUCUCGGAGUACGAUGCUGCGCAAAUUAUCAAAGAAAUUGCUUCCGGUUUGGAUUUUUUACAUAAGAAAGGCAUAGCACAUCGCGACCUAAAGCCUGAAAACAUUUUGUGCGUAUAUCCCGAUAAGCUGUGUCCCAUCAAAAUCUGUGAUUUCGAUCUCGGCUCAGGAAUCAAAUUCACCACUAAUAUUUCAUCACCAACAGCAACCCCUCAACUAUUGACACCGGUUGGAAGUGCGGAAUUUAUGGCGCCGGAGGUGGUGGAUUUGUUUGUGGGAGAGUCGAACUACUACGACAAGCGUUGUGAUUUGUGGUCAUUAGGUGUGAUUGCUUACAUCUUGCUCUGCGGUUAUCCGCCGUUUUCUGGCAAUUGUGAACAAGAUUGUGGCUGGAAUCGUGGCGAAAAUUGCCGUACUUGCCAGGAAUUAUUAUUUGAGUCAAUUCAAGAAGGUCGAUUCAGCUUUCCAGAGAACGAAUGGGUGGAUGUAAGUGAAGAGGCUAAAGACUUAAUUCGGGGAUUACUCGUCAAAGAAGCGCCCAAGCGUCUGAGCGCUGGCGCUGUGCUGAAUCAUCCGUGGAUUAAAAUAACCGAUGAGGGCGACUGUAUUGACGGCGUGAACUCUGCUGCAAUCAAAGAGAAGCAGCGUCGGCGAGUACUGAAGACACCAGGAAUUAUCCGUCGUAAUCAAUCAGCGCGAGAAUUGUCGCACUUUGCAGAGUCUGCAAUGGCAGUGAAGCGAGUUAUUUUGCAGCAUUUUUCUAUGCGAUAUGACUAUAUGAACAAGGAACGACCUAACAUUUACCAUCAAUCGGUAGUUAAGCAGCAAGAUAUAGCUACUUCAUCGGAAAAUAAUAAUAGUGAGCAACCAUGUUCAAAAAUAUAUUUGGCGGAAAAAGAAGUGGCUGAUAGAGAGCAAGACGAAAAUUCGUCGGAUUUAUCUCGUACCGAAAAACAAAUUUGUGCAGAAUCGUUUGCACGAUCAAGCAUUAGUAAGGGUCAAGCAAAUGGUGAAAGCUACGAUACGGAUGAUGACGGUAGUUCGUUGGCACCCUCUCCAUCUACGUCACCGUCAUCGGUGUCGUCUUCGUCUUUGAAAGAUGAUCAACACAGCUCUUUGGUGUCCGAAAUUGUAACCGAACCUUUGCCGAAUACUGUCUUACCAUCCCCGGUUGUCAUUGUAUCUUGCACAGCUGGAGCAUUUUCUUCCAUGGCUGUUCAUUCUGUCUCUAGUAAACAUUGUAAUGAUAAAGAAAACAAUUCCGCCACCAUUGUACAACAGCAGCCGAAGCCUUUGGAAGUCAUUAAAGAACAGAAUACUUCUCCGUCCAUUACAUCUUGCUCGGUGAUGAUUCCACCAGAAAAAAAUUGGCGAUACCGUGGCAAUGAUAAUGAUGUAUAUAAAUUCAAGCAACCUUCUUCAAUCUUAGGUCCAAGCUACAAUAAUUCGGUUAAAGCCCGUUAUCAUCAGCCACAACAAUACCGCAAUUUUAGCUCAUAUUACAACUACUACAGCAAUCAUCACGGUAACCAGUAUCGCACUAAUGGAAUCAACGGUGGAACUGUUUGUGGUGCGACUGGUGGAAAAUCAUCCUACUAUCAUCGUCAGCCCAAGAGCAAUAAGGAAACGGGUAGUAUCGAUAUUCGCUUGCAUCAUGCUCAGCAGCGGUCAUGGCGAAGCCGUCGUAAUAACUACCAUAACGAUGAUGAUGACGAACUCGCUGAUGGAUCACCUUAUCGUCAUAUUAACGGCUAUGUUAGCAAUAAUCAUACUCGAUUAAAAUUAGCCAUGUCAGAUGACCCUGGCACUUUUACCAACAAUCCUAAUCACCAUCAGUACAAUCGUGGAGGUGUAGUCAAUCGGAUCAACGCCGAUGGCAACUAUAGUCCGCAGCAGCGGCAGCAGCCCUAUAUUAGCAAGGAGCUGGUUUCUAAAACUGGAACUGGUAGGAGCUACGAUAGUUGCGCCAAGGGCGUUGGAAAGGUAGUUAUAGUGGAAGGAGCAGGGCGCAAGCCUUCACAAAAUAGAAAUACUUUGAACUGUGAUCCAAUAACAAAUAAUACUACUAAUAAGCAUAAGAAUUAUCUUACAAACUCAAAUACAAUUGUUACCGCGCUGAAACGAGAGACGUUGAACGGCUAUCAAUCAAUGAUCGGUACGAUUGGCCAUCUGCGUAUUAGCGAUAUGUGUGACGAGUAUGGCAGCAAGGAAAAUAACAACACGAACGGAUUGACAGUGGGCCUCUCGCCUCCAAACGAGUCGAUGCUAAUGCAACGACGACUUUCGCUCAAAUCGCGCAGCAUUUGCAGUCCAGUAGCAGCAUCGAUGGAUCCUGCACAAGACAAGCAACUACAACAUCACGAUUAUCAACAGUGUCAUCAUCAAUCUCCACAUCAGCGACGCAAAUUUAAUCAACAGAAACAAGAACAACAAUGCCAAACGCCAAAAACAAUAAUCACAUCAACAAGUGGUUGAAUUUGGAACCGUUAGCAGAAAGUAAUCCCCUUACUCAAUUUUCUUAUAUUCCUUCCCAUGGAAAUUACCUUUACUGUUUCUGCGUUUUCUUUCUUUAUUACAUCUAUCAUCGCAUAACAAUCCUAUGUAACCAAAGUAGAUGGGGAUUGAUUUGUGACUGAGGCAAAAUUAGUUCAGUGCUACUUUCCGACGCGAUCCAUUUUUUGCAUCUUUGAUAAUGUACAUUUCACUUUUAUCUUUUUUUUUAAAUAUCUUUAAUUAUAAAGGUAGUAACGCUUUGAGAGAAAAUAUACGAAAGAAAAUUGUUUAGAAUUAGCACUUAUUCUCGCUAAAUAGGUUUCAAACUUAAACGCAGAAAAGAACAAAAAAGGAUGUUUUGUAACGAUUGCAAAUGUGGAGUUAAGGUGCAUUCAUGUAAUGAGCAGUUGAUAGAAAGACAAGUUGUUCUAAACUAUAUUUUAUUGGUUGCAAAUUUUUGUUUCUGACGACUUAGUAAUAACAGAGCUGAGGUGCAACUAAUAACCAAUAUUUACAUUGUCAGAAUCUGUUUUUUUUCUUUUCUAUUAAACUUGUAUAAUAUUCAAUGAAUAAAAACCAGGAGCAGUUACAGCGGUUUGUUUCACAUAUAGUGAUGAAACAUUGAAGGUAGAGCAAUGAAAUCAUUUGAAAUCGAUGAGGUGAUUUAAAAAUUGUGAUUCAUCAAAUGUUCAAAGGUCAUUCUACUUGGGAGACAAUCGUGUUACGCGUAUGAGUGAUAAUUUCCAUUUCACAUGUUAUUUGUGAAAUAACAACAAAUGGCCAUUUCGUGUGCGGAAAUAAUGAAAUGAUUUUCGUUAUUGAUUUACAACUCAACUGUGAGAUUAAUUGAAUAGUUUGUUAAAUAUCCAUGCUUUCUGUUUCGUAACCUGUGAAGUUUAGGUUACCUAUUCAGGUUAUCUAUACCUAUCAUUAUGCAUUUUAAAAAUUGAUGACCAUUUAAUCACAUGUUGAAGAUUUUCAAAUUACAGUUUUAUAAGAUUUUCUUUCUCCUGUUGAUAGAAAUAGGUAACAAGGCACAAUAUAUUUCCUACCGACUCAUAUAUCUUACAAAAUAAUACUAAUUUAUUGAGUUUUUUUUGGCAUUUAUCGAUGUCGAUUCGGUAAUUACCACUAGUAACCGUGAGUUUAAUUUCCUGUUAAUAUCGGGAUUUUUUCGGAAUUGAAAUUUUUACGGUCAGCCUUUAAAGUACAGUAUGCGUGUUUGAUAAAUUUAUCAUUACGGCAUGCAAAACGGUGUCAGAAGUAUUGUAUUGACUUUUUCAACUAAUUUGCACUACUGAUUAAACUGUCCGGGGCACCGCCAAACUGUAUAUGCAGCAUAUCUCAGAGAAAGAUUUCCAAAAAUAAUGUCGUUUUUUAUUCUAGUCAUGUUACAUAAUUUUGGAACCAACUUUCUAUUUAACGUAAAUUACCGAUAGCUCAAAAUUCACGUUGCUUUUAUUUCCAAUAAUGAACGUGCGGUGAAUGAAAACUUGAAAUAGUGAUUUUUCCAGCUUUUUCGUUUGUUUUCGGUAUCUAUUUUAAAAAAUAUUUGUAUAUUUAAAUUCUUAGGUGAAAAAUGAUCUUCGUAAAUUUUGCGCCAAAAGGUAUCAAAUUUGGGUAAAAAUGUUAUCAUCUACAAAAAGGACAAAUGAGGACAAAAUAGAAACACCUACCACAUCUACAAAACCAUCUUUGUCGAUUUUUUUUUUAAUUUGGUUUAAUAACAGUCAUGUCAAUUUCUGGAUAUUCAUAAAAUUGAUUUACCUUUUUUACCAUUAAAUAUUGGCAAAAGGCAUAUUAAAUACCGUACCAUUAUGACUUAAAUAAAUGAAGUAACUACGUUUUUACUAUUUGUUUAGUAGCGCUAAAAAACUAUUCUUCUUGCUGGAGGGUUAGAGCAAAUAUACUUGUUCUGAAUGUUGAAAAUGAACGAUGUGUGGGUGCAUAAUAAAAAAGAACACAGAUUUUACACUUAAUUGGACAGAGUGUGUACAUCGAUCGAUUAACGAACGUCAUUUUUUCACACAAUGACAAUCGCCCGAUUUUGCUUAUUUUGGCUCGAUUUUGAUAGCGAUGCGCACGCAUUUAAUGACAUUGGAGUUAUGUUUUGCAUUGUUAUAGAUUACAUAUUAGUUUUUAUAAUUUCUUUUUGAUGCUCUUGUUUCUAUUAAGGGGUUAUAUACAGUUAGAAUUUUCGAAAACUCGAUUUUCUGUUUAUUUCAUGAUCGUAGUAUACAUAUACUCAAGUGUUCACACAGAAAAUUUUAUGCCGAUCCGGCAAAUAUUAUCGAAGUUAUACGCAUAGUUGUAACGACGUGUCAGAGCGAUUGAAGAAGGAACGCGAAACUUUGAGCGCAUGUUUCUUGAAACCGUGUUUUCAAAGUCGGUGAGUAAGAUUUCUCGAAAACAGCUGAACCGAAUCACUUCAAAUUUUGACACAAGUUUUCUAAAUAUAUAUUCUACAGAUUAAUCGAAAGUCUUACCUCACCAAUUGAUAUUUUUUCGUUUUAUGGACAAUUUAAAAGCAAAAUUUAUGCCAAAAAUCGAUUUUUUAUGUUUUUACCAUUUUGUCAAAAAUGAUAGUAUUGCUAAAUUUUUCGAUCAAUCUAUAGAUAAUAUAUUUUAUCACCGAUUCCUUUUCGGUUUUUCGAUUUUCAAUGAUUCAGUCCAAAGAUAUCGUGCUCACCGCAAGAUGCCUUUUUUUUAGAAGAGUUCCGGGAGAUUGCCUAUGGCAGCUAUUUAAAUUACUUUUUUCAAAAACAAAAUAUGUUAAAAUACAGCCAAAAGCUACUGUAAGAUGUAUACAAAUUUUCACCUUAAUCAAUUAAAGGGUUUUCUCUAGAAAAAUUCUAGAAAAAUCCACGUAUAUAACCCCUUAACCAUCCUCCCACAAAUAUGCACAAACUGGAGUCUAACUCCUACUUUGUAGAGCCGGCUGUCACAUAAAAAUUGGUUUUUCAUACAAACAAGUGUCGUCUUGUGAUGCAUAGUAAAUCGAUGAAUUUAACAUAAGUUUCUGGAAAAUUGCUUCUAUCUUCCCGAAACAUCAGUGCAACUUUCGCGUUUGCAGAUUAUGAGACAUUGAUAUAGCGUGUCGAGUUUAUUGCGGGUGCAAAAUGGGUCCUAAAAUUGCAGGAACGUGAGACAAUAAAGACAAAUUGGGCAAUAGAACUUUCUGGAAUUUAGAUCCUCCACAGGAAGAUUGCUUUUUAAUAACUCAAUACUUUAGCCUUAAGUAAUUAGAUCUUUUCGCCUAUCUUUUACAUAAAAACCUAUUGAUAAAAAUUCGUGGAGUCUGCCGUACUUUUUCUGGGACAUAUAUAAUUUCCACUUGAAGCAGAGCUUAAUUACUGAUAAAGCAUUCUAAUCACUUUUGCGAACGUUCGAUCAAACUUGUUCGCUUUAAUAUUAUUUAAUGAAAUGAAUUCUGGCUUGAUUUUUGAAUUGGUCCUAUCUGACAAGCUUUAUUAUGCCAAUGUAAGACGCAAGAUAAUCUUUCAAGUAUGUAUGAUUGUAUUUGAUGGAUAGAACCUAUUGAAAAAUUCAAACCAAUAUUAGAAUCCAUUCCGCUUGAUGCAAAGUGUGUUUAUCACUUUUCAUUGCGUCAGUAUUUACACGUUAGUAACACGAUAUUCUCUAAUCAGUUCAAAUUAUAUGAUACCGGACAGACAUAUUUUUUAAUUUUUUUCUUGAAUCUUGAAAUUUCCAGGCUUUUUAGCAGAGUAGCCAAAAAAACGAGAAAAAAUUCCUGGUAUCUGAUUGGCUUAUUUUCUUAUUUGAGAAUUAUGGAAUCGAAACAACUUAAGCAAUAUUUAGUAGUAUGUUGGUCUCUUAGCAUAAAAAUUUUAGAUAUGUUUCUCGUUUUAAAUAAAAGAAGCCUCUUGCUAAAAACGUUAGUAAAAUAGCAAAAAAACAAAAGAAACAGAUAAGACUGGAUUCAAAAUUUCUUUUCACCUCCCCAGCUGCAUAUAAUGAAUAUUGUAAACCACAAAACGGCAAACGUUCUAGAAUUAAAUGCUAUAUAAUGUGUCUAAACCUGUACCCAGAAAAUUCCCUUUUUUGAAACUGAGAUCAAAUGAAGGUGCAAAUUUUGUGAGCUCAUGCAUUGCCUACCAUAACAUACCAUUUUUGUUGUCGAAAGUAAAUAUUUAAAUAAGCUUCCAAUGCUUUACGGCGUUGUAACACGUAGAUGAUUCAAAGCCAUGUUUUUAAAAUUGGUGCCGGUUCAUUCACUUUUCGCUUCGAUUGUAACUUCUGAUCGAAAUAAAAAAUCGAGGUAUACAUUUUAAACUUUGGAUAUUUUUUAUGUUUUUUUUGGAUAUUCGUAAUUGAAAAUUUUCAGCCCACCUCUUGGAAAGGAAGUAUUGGUUAUUCCAUCAAAUUAGAAUAACAUUCCUAGUACGCUAGCAAGAGCUUAUCGAAUCUGCGAUACAAGCCAUUCAAUGAUAAUAAGGGCGUUUUUUGGAAGUUGGUCAUCGAUCAUAUGGUUAAAUGACUCGUUUCGAUUUUCGAAGACGAAAUGCUAUUUUAAAACUUAAAAAUUGCUCUUAAGUAUGUUUCAAAAUAAUUAUGAGUUAUUGAACAAUAAUUGUUAAUAAAGUUAUUGAUUACUAUUAUGAGCAGUGCAUGGGGUAUCACAAUAUUGAAUGUUUUGCUAGAGAUUUUAUCGAACAUCUGGCUUAAUACACAACGAACCGUCAUGAUUGUAAAAUUUGGAGCAAGGUUACUCAUUCUCCAAACUCAAUGUACAAUUCUGAAAAAAAAUAUUCACACCUUUUUAUUAACAGAAUGAUUGCAUGAAUAAAAAGCAGAAGCAUGAAGAAGUGAACUAAUUAUUUCCAAGUUAUAUUUUUAUACAAAAAAAUGUAAAAGAAAAAAUUAAAAAGUAAAACAGAAAAAAAUAACUAUAAAAAUAUAAAAAACUACGAAAAAUCAUCAUAAAAACAAAUAUAACACUUGCAUUAGUAAGGUAACUCGAAAUUCUAUCUACCUAUGCAAAAAAUCGAAGAUCGAGCAGAACUUAUUAUAAAAAAGAGAGAACAUUUUUGCAUUGUUGCCAUAUAUUUUUAUUACUGUGUUAAGAUGAUACGAGAAAUAGAAACGGCAUUGGUAAAUGGUACUUGUGUAUCUUCUCUAUCAAAAUUAAGAUUUACAAUAUAAAAAAGCCAACCACACGUUUUUAAUUCGCGUUGACGAUAGAGAUUUCGAAUUCCGCUCACACUUAUACGAAAUCUCUCAAGGUACAGUAAUAAUGUCCUACUUACAAACAAACGUAAACAUUUUUCAUUGCAUUAUUUCUCACCAAAAAGAACAGGAAAAAAAUGACACAGUUAACACGAAUCAGUGGUACAGUGGAUUAUUUGUCAGGAAUAUUAGUCGAGUCAUGAGUCCGAAGCAAAAUAUUUUGAAUUAUCUUCCGGUUCGGUUUUUGCACGAAAUAAAAGAUGUAGCUUUAAAACCAUGAAUCGGCAUAAAUGCAAAUCAAUCGUUUGUUGAAAAAGAAAAUAUGGAUUUUCGAAAUAAAGUUUGUAUA
Molecule: messenger RNA, 9291 nt
Organism: Sabethes cyaneus
Lineage: Eukaryota; Metazoa; Arthropoda; Insecta; Diptera; Culicidae
Gene: Lk6
Product: probable serine/threonine-protein kinase pXi
Exons: 6
Coding region: 750-3737 (995 amino acids)
Biological process (GO): protein autophosphorylation; intracellular signal transduction; peptidyl-serine phosphorylation
Cellular component (GO): cytoplasm; nucleus
Molecular function (GO): calcium/calmodulin-dependent protein kinase activity; calcium-dependent protein serine/threonine kinase activity; calmodulin binding
Source: RefSeq, a predicted model, not a curated record